Ascochyta rabiei is the source of this 1569-nucleotide messenger RNA. RefSeq lists its product as uncharacterized. The transcript is spliced from 3 exons. The record is from RefSeq and is a predicted model, not a curated record. Lineage: Eukaryota; Fungi; Ascomycota; Dothideomycetes; Pleosporales; Didymellaceae. Bases 1 to 1569 code for a protein of 522 amino acids. Gene Ontology annotation, molecular function: monooxygenase activity; heme binding; oxidoreductase activity, acting on paired donors, with incorporation or reduction of molecular oxygen.
AUGUGGAGGGUCAAGGUCUCGACAGGUCUCGACAUGUCUCUCCUUGUGCAGCUGUACGCCCUGCGCUGGCUGCUGCUGUCCGCCGCCGUCGCUCUCUACCUCGCAGACAAGUACCGUAGAUACGAUCGCCUCCGGCACUUCCACGGCCCUUUUGGGACCGGCUGGUCUGAGUUUUGGCACGCGCGUGUGAUCCUGGGCUUGCACUCGCAUCUUGCCUACCAAGACGUCAACGACAAAUAUGGCCCCGUUGCACGCGUGGGACCCAAUGAACUCGUCACCUCGUCACCUGAGCUGCUCGCCCACAUGAACGCAGUUCGCUCGCAGUACACUCGGUCCUACUGGUUCAACGCAGCAACACGCGUGGAGCCCGGCAAAGACCAUGUCUUCAGCCAGCUCGACGAGCAGAAGCACACCAAGCGCCGCCAGCAGAUGGCAGCUGGCUACUCCGGCAAGGAGAACCUGUCUCUCGAGUCGGACAUUGACGGACGCCUGCAAGAGCUGCUCACCCUGAUCCGCACCAAGUACAUGUCCACGUCCGCAGGCGCAAAGCCCAUGGACCUGGCGCGCAAGGUCCAGUACUUCACUCUCGACGUCAUCAGCACAAUUGGCUUUGGUGAAGCGUUCGGCGACCUGCAAGCCGACGCUGACCUGAACGACUACAUCAAGUCGGGCGAGCAAGGGCUCACAGUCGUCACCAUCUCAGCCGCACUGGGCUUGACCAAGUACCUGCAAUGGCCGCCGCUCGCACGUCUGCUCGGGCCGUCAGAGAAAGACCGCAGUGGUUUCGGUAAGAUGAUGGGCGUCGCCCGCAAACUCAUCGACUCGCGACUCGAAAAGUCGACAGACGGCCGCUCGGACAUGUUGGCCUCGUUCAUGCACCACGGUCUCUCGAAAGAGGACCUCUUCUCCGAAGCCGUGCUGCAGAUCCUGGCUGGGUCCGACACCACGGCGACCGCCAUCCGCUCGACCAUGCUCUACCUCGUCGCCCACCCACGCAUCUACUACCGCCUGCAGGCCGAGGUCGAUGCCGCAGUGAGAUCAGGCGCCGCGCCCGGCAUCGUCCAGGACACCACUCUAAGGAACCUCCCGUACCUGCAGGCUGUGGUCCGAGAAGGCCUUCGCAUCUUCCCCCCAGUGACUGACGUUGUUCCCAAAAAGGUACCAGAAGGCGGUGAUCGCGUCACCGUUGACGGGAAGCAGUACUUCCUGCCCGGCGGCACCGACGUGAGCUACAACGCAUGGGGCGUGCACCACGACAAAGCCAUGUUCGGCGAGGACGCUGACCGGUUCAGGCCCGAGCGCUGGCUGCUCGAGGAGAACAGCGCGAACGAGGACAAACUGACUGCCAUGCGUCGCACGACGGAGAUGAUCUUUGGGUAUGGCAAGUACCAGUGUCUCGGAAAACCGAUCGCGUGGUUGGAAAUCACCAAGACCGUCUUCGAGUUCCUCCGCCACUUCGACUGGGGACUUGCGCACCCAGACGACCCCUGGAAGUCUACAAACUACAACGGCAUCUUCGUGCAGGAGCACAUGUGGGUGCUGGUUUCAGAGCGUGAGCCUACCGCGUAG